This is a messenger RNA of Ilyonectria robusta, 1203 nucleotides long. RefSeq lists its product as uncharacterized. The record is from RefSeq and is a predicted model, not a curated record. The annotation marks the transcript as partial. Lineage: Eukaryota; Fungi; Ascomycota; Sordariomycetes; Hypocreales; Nectriaceae. Gene Ontology annotation, biological process: protein phosphorylation. Gene Ontology annotation, molecular function: protein kinase activity; ATP binding. The transcript is spliced from 2 exons.
AUGACCCCUCAACAAUUCCUUGCUCCGAGUUCAAGACAAGCAGUGUGCAUGCUGAAGAUGGCCCACAGUCGAGACUUGUACGUGGGAGACUGGAAACUCAAGGGGCAUUUGCUCGAAAACGAACGGUUGCUGGUGCAGGUCGAGGUUCGCAGCUCUAUAUGGGUCAACAUCGUCGUCGUCGAACAACAAUCGGCAUGCACUCCUCAAUCAUCUGAAGAAAGCUGGAGGACUCUGCUGUUUGACUGGUUCCUUGGCCGAAACCAACAGCCUGCACCAGACGCCAAGGCAAGCGAGACGCUCCUGCUCGAGAUUCUCAGGUCGUGCGACGUGCGCUACCAGGAUGUGCUCCCGCAGUUUGGCAACACUCUGUUCUUGGCCGACGUUGACACCCAUGGCCGGCCUACCGUGAUCGAAGAGGCAGAUGCGACCAUUAUUGACGCCCUGCCUACGGCGGAAGUUCUCUUCGGCAACAAGGCCGUCUCGCUGCCAAUCAUCCCGAAAUCCGAGCUCCGCGUUCAGGCUGUCAACGGCACCUUCUUCCUCCCCCAAACAAGGCCCGUCUCGUACCAUGGGAAGACUCUCGUGGCCAAGGGCCCGGCAUCCGCCGCCAGGACCCUCGAUGACCUCAGGGACGCCGUGAAUCUCUCGUCGCUACAGUCGGGCCGUCCGCAUCCGAAUAUCCUCCCACCGCCGACCGCUCUCGUGCGGCUCUCCGACGACGACGAAAGGAUAUGUGGCUUCCUCAUCCCGUUCUACGAGAAUGGGAACCUUGAUUCUUAUGCGCGGAAACUCCGCCGUGCCGACGAGCUCACUCCCGAUAUCCUUUGGGCUUGGUUUCGCCAGCUCCUUUCGGCCACCAAGUUUCUUAUCGAUGCUGAGACAUGGCAUGGGGACAUCAAGCCCGACAACAUUGUCGUCGACUCGUCGGGGGCAAUCGUGCUGAUCGACAUGGCCAGAAAAUAUACCACCACUUCCAUCGCGAGCCCGGAGGUGAUGAAAGCGGCUAAAGAACGUGGCAGCCUCGAAGUGCCAGCUGACUGGCCUAUGGAGGCCAUUGAGAAGUCUGAAGUCUACUCGAUUGGGAGGACUAUUUUCUUCAUCUCGGAAGGCAUUGCAAUGGAGGACAUCUAUAACAAUCCGAGGAGCCCCCAGGCGUCCCAGACGUCCUUUACCGACACAAGCUCGACGCCUGCCGAUCUCAGG